AGAGAGGAGAGGACACCAGCAGUGAAGUGAAGCUUUAGUCAGGACGCGGGAACCUCCAGAGUCAACAUCUGACACCAAGGACCUGAAGAAAAACAGCACAAACCUUGACUGACUCACACACUCGCAGGGACGUGCAAACCUGCGUGAUUGGCUCGGAAAAGACCACAAACAUGUUCGAGGAGCAGGCGACCAAGGUCAAAAUCACAUCCGUGGUGAUCGUCGUCGGCAUGUCAGCAAUGCUGGCGGCGGUGGUGACUGACCACUGGGCUGUGCUUAGCCCCCGGGUGGAGAAGCUCAACGCCACCUGCGAGGCGGCCCACUUUGGCCUCUGGAGGCUCUGCAAGAAGAGCAUCUUCAUCGUGGAAGAGGACCCUCAGGGUAAAGGCUGCGGGCCAAUCAGCUUACCUGGAGCAAAAAACUGCUCCUACUUCAAACACUUUACGUCGGGGGAGGAAGCUGAAGUUUUUGAAGUCAAGACCCAGAAAGAGUACAAUAUCUCAGCAGCAGCCAUUGCCAUCUUCAGUCUGUUCUUCAUGAUCCUGGGCACCCUGUGUGUAAUCUUCUCCUUUGGGAAAGGGCGGGACUAUCUGCUCCGGCCUGCUGGGAUGUUUUUUGCCUUUGCAGGCCUUUGCAUCAUCAUCUCUGUCGAAGUAAUGCGCCAGUCUGUGAAGCGCAUGAUCGCCAGUGAUGAGACCAUCUGGAUUGAAUACUACUACUCCUGGUCAUUUACCUGCGCCUGUGCCUCCUUUACACUGCUCAUCCUCAGUGGAGUCGCCCUGCUCCUCAUCUCCAUGCCUCACAUGCCACGUAACCCCUGGGAGACAUGCAUGGACGCUGAGCCUGACACCUUAGAUUAGCCACAGGUGAUGUAACAGCUAUAUCUUUAAAAAAAAGAAAAAACACACACACUCGCUCACACACAAACAACUGUAACUAUAACCAACUUUGCUCUGAAAGGAGAUGUUUUCUCUUUCUGUUAUUAUUGCGAUCAAUUUUCCAAAGCAUUAAAAGAUUUUCUGCAUCAUUUCUCAUGAUCACAUCCAUUGGUUUCAUUCAGUGUUUACCAAAAUAUUAACACAAAAUAUCAACACAUUGUAGAACAAUUGGGACCAAGAACUGUUUAAAAGUAGGUAAGUUAUAUCUGAGAUGUGAGACUGAUUUGCCAAGACUCAUCUUUCUGUAUUUCUAAAAGCUCCUAUUACUUUUUUCAUAAAAUUCAUAUUUUCAAGUAACUAUGACUUAUGUUACGGUACCAGAUCAGCCAUGAAAGAAGUAAAUAUCGUUGUGACAAUAAAUAAAUCAAUGAUUGGCAAAAGCUGUGUGACAUCUGAAGAGUGGAUUCCUUCAAACAGUCCCAGGCUUUUUUUCGCCAUUUUUGUCUGUAUGUCAACCAGUAAAUCAUUCCUGAAAUGUUACUGCAUUAAAGGAAAUUAAGUCUGAAGUUUUUCUGCUUAGCAUAUAUUUGGCUAGUGCCGACAUGUCAGCAUCUUUCACACAGACUACAGGCAGCCAAGACAGUGUCUUACUGACCAAAGCAAUUGUAAGGAGGAUUUUGGUGCGACACUGUAUAGUUCUGUGUGACCAAUUUACCCUAGUGACAGCCAGAAACCUCGAGCAACAAUUCACCAAUCAGUCAGGCACCAGUGGUUGCUAGGCCGUCACCAUCUGGUCUCAAGGCCUGUGUGACUGGGUCUUCAGGGGUCACUGUCAAGAGCCUAUAUAAUGCCAGGUUUUAAUGAGGUGUAAAUAUAAUAGAUCAGCAGUUUGAUUUUUUAAUACUGGAUAUUGGAUCGCUAUAACUGAGGAAUGAAUCAGUCUAAAGUAUUAUGGUAUGCUUUGUACAAAUGUGGAAGAAGUAACACAUUUAAAAAAAAAACCCAUCUGGAAUGCUCUUUAUGUCCUGUGUAGACAGAUUCUUUUUCAUUUGUACAUCACAUUUAGUUGUUUGUGACACAUUAGCCUGUAAAGAAGUCCAAACUGCUGGGCAGUUACAUAUACAUUCAUAAUGUAUCUGGUCAUCGGUGAUUUAUCUGACACCAGUACUGCCCAACUGCAGUAAAUCUAGUCCUUAUUAAAGUAAGAUCCUUUUCAAAUGCAUUAUUAUACUGAAAAUCAACAAAUAAAUCAGAAAAAGAAAGACUGACUUUUUUUGUCUUUUAAGAAAGACUGAACUAAAUCUGUACCCCACCACAACAGAUAGGAAGAGUGAGCUUACACGCUUAAAUGAGUUGUAAUGGUCGGCAGCCUUUUCAUUCCUCCAACUUUCUACAAUCGAUCUAUGCCAUUGAUCAUCGUAAGAGAGACACCGUAUCCCGGAUACUCCCUCGUUGACAUAAGUCAUUGAUUUUUGAGUCACUGUUCAAGAUCCCUAGUGAUUUAGGCCUAGCAGCUCUGAUCCAUACUGUUGUCAAUAAUAUCUGCUGAACCUCUGGCCUGUGCUUUGUAUGUUAGAAAUGUUCUGUUGUUAGUCGAGAUCCAGAAAAAAGUAGUUAAAACACUGCAAACAUCAAUUUUAAGAACAUCGCUGAUUAUUUAUAUAUAACAGCAAUAUCUUACUCGAUAUAUAAAGAAUUUGGGUGGUGGUCCCAAUACUUAGUUUCAGGUAUGUAAGCUAAACAGUUAUCCUAGAAUAAAAUGCUGGACUGAUCUUCUAAACUUGAAAACUAGUGACACACUAUAAGAACAAUGUGGUUUCUUUUCUUCAGUUGUCUGCACGAGUGAUGGGCAAGGUGUCUGUGCAGUCACAUUAUGGGAACCAGCAGAACACAGCAAGAUCAAAACCAUACAGUGUUCAAUGAAUGCUGUAUAAUUUAUUGAAUGAACUGGGGGAUCAGGUCUGCAACCAAUCGCACUCAGUUACUUUGGUGCAUCAAGACGGUGAUAAAAUGGCAAUAAGAUGGAGUCAAUCUGUUAUCAGUUUGCAGCUGAAUAGGUUCAAGUUGGCAGUUGCAUCUGUUUGUGAUAAUAUGGCAAUCACAAAUGUGUUACCGUAUGCUGCAAACCUGUUGUUUAUGCACACAGAAAUUCAUAUUAACUACUUACAUUCAGAAUUCAUCCAGAACCUCGUAGAUAUGAAAGAGACAUUCACAAAUAGUGACAUAUAGUGACAUAGUUGCUGCUGGACAGCAAUCUACCAGCAGCAUGACAUACGCCCUCGGCAACGUCACGUUUAUAUAAGAAUAUAACCAGAAUAAAACCAGUUGGCAACCAGCUGAGUCGUGUCCCCUGUUGACUGAAAUGUUUUGGCAAUCUGUCUGUGUUUAUGAAUUAGAAGGCAAUUAUUUGCACUCAGUCCAAGUUAGACCGCAGUUACUUGGAGACCAGUUUCCUCCCACCAGGUAGCCUGUGCAAUCAUCCUGAAAGUGGUCACGGAAAGUGGUCACCAAGAGGUUUAGGGUGUUGCACGUUCAACCUCUGAGCAACCAGCAGGUCAUCACAGCUACUUGCAAGCUUAGUCUCCAAAUAAAACCGGCCCAAAAAAGAUAAAAAUCUGUGCAAUCACCAGGCAACCGCUGAUUUUAACCAGUCAUUUACGAGUAUACAGGUUGCCAUACUAUUUUUACUCUAGUGUGACUAAGCCAUAACAGCAGCUCCAGCCUAUCAAUCCACUGCUUAUUUAUUAACUAUUUAGGGGAUUGUCACUUACAACUUAUCAGUUGUGAACAUUUAAAAAUCUACAUUAAUUUAUUAAUAAUAAUUAUUAUAAUUUAUCAAUAGUCCUAGUGCUACCUAACAACAGCUGGUUGCAUUAACAAGUGACAAAAACUGUCCAAACCGAAGAGCCAAAGCUUUUGUCUACCUUUAAAUGGGAUCGGCCAUCGCUCCAGUUUUGCUCCAGAUAGUAAUGUUUUUUUAAAAGAAAAAAGAAAAAAAGAGGAAGACCAUUAAGACUUUUUUUUUCAUUCCAAUGCAGUAUUCACAUUUUUGUUGGGAUUAUUUUCCAUUAUGGGGUCACAAAUAUUUAGAAUAAGUCGUGUUUUUUUUAAAGUAUUGUCAUUGAAUGUAAAAUAGUAAUUCGAAUGAUGAUGAAGAAUUUUAUAUCUUAGCUGUCUAAAGAAAACCGUGAUCGGAAAGAUGUGGCUUUUUAUUCAGUUUCACAGAUGAAAUGAAUCAGAGAUGAUCUCUGCAACAACAAAAACUCCAAUGUCUGAUUUUACCUGACGGCAGUCGUUUUGUAACAAAAUGUUAACCAAAAAAAAAAAAACUGUCUACAUCUUAUAUGUUAUUUCUCAGUGAGUCACUCAGCCACGGAGUUAUUCAGCUGGUGCAGGUACAGCAAAAUUAAAGAUCCCUGAAUGAUGAUGCUUCACUCAAGAACACAAGAAGACAUUAUUACUUUUAUCUCUGAGGUCUUUCUGAGAAAGAACAAUCCCAUUUUCCUUACACCAGUACGAUAUCCACGUUUGUAUUUUAGGAUUAUUAAAUAAAACUUGCAUGUAUCUUCAUUUUGUUAACUACUAAUGAGGAUGUGAAAUGAUCCUGUGAGUGAAUCUGGCCAAAGAAUGACUCAAGACAUGUAUUUAAUCAUAAUAAUAAUAAUAACAAUAAUAAUAAUAAUAAUAUGCAUAAUAAAGCAUUUAUACCAGUUCUGUGAAAAAAGACUGACUCAGUGUUAUUACAGUAAUUAUAUAAACAAGGUGAUUUUUACUUUUGAUUUGUAAAAUUGCUCUUAUAUGUCAGUGAUUAGCUUUUUUAAAAGAAUAAGAUCAUGUUCAUCAAAAAGUUGAGUAAAGCUUUUUAAUUCUUUGUUUUUGUGCAAGUGAAUGUUGAAUUUUUACAUUUUUGGGGGGCAUAUUCUUCCACAUUGACCUUCAAAUGUCUACUAAUUUAUUACUCAUGCUUAAUCAUGUUAGUUCCUCUGUACUUACAUUGCUGUUGAAAUCAUAUUAACACUAAUAAAACAGGGCCUUUCCCUCCUAUUAUGUUUUGAUAUGUUUAGCUGUAGAGUGACAAAGUGGAUUGUUUAUUUAUUUCAAAAUAAAAGUGGUAUUUUAAGUCC
Molecule: messenger RNA, 4999 nt
Organism: Neolamprologus brichardi
Lineage: Eukaryota; Metazoa; Chordata; Actinopteri; Cichliformes; Cichlidae
Gene: cacng1b
Product: calcium voltage-gated channel auxiliary subunit gamma 1b
Biological process (GO): regulation of calcium ion transmembrane transport via high voltage-gated calcium channel; calcium ion transmembrane transport
Cellular component (GO): L-type voltage-gated calcium channel complex; membrane
Molecular function (GO): voltage-gated calcium channel activity; calcium channel regulator activity
Source: RefSeq, a predicted model, not a curated record